Meloidogyne enterolobii is the source of this 902-nucleotide messenger RNA. The record is from the annotation of a GenBank genome assembly. NCBI's taxonomy places the organism in Eukaryota, Metazoa, Nematoda, Chromadorea, Rhabditida, Meloidogynidae.
AUGGCAACAAAAAGAAAACAAGCCAAUGCAAAUGUUUCUCCAAUUGGAAAUGACAACAAAAGGCAAUUUCUUAAUCAAUUAUCUGAAUUGAAUCAAAAGACAACAGAAAUUGAACAAGACUCUAAUAUACCGCUUUAUGCUCAACAAAUGCUCAAGCAAAUGUCAGCACUUCUGCAGCUUGCAGGUUCAAUUAUUGGAGAUCAAGUAAUGAUGGCCGAUGCAAUUGAAGAGGACCGACGACAACACAGUGUUGUUUUUUCGGGAAUCAAAGAAAGCAAGGCAACAACGGCAACACAAAAAGCAGCUGAAGACAAACAACAAAUAAUUAAAUUAUUGGACUUGUGUGAUGUUGAAUGUCUUCCAGUAAAAGUAUAUAGAAUGGGAACAACGAAAGAAUAUGGAAACCGCCUUAUAAAAGUUGAAUUACCAACACGUUGGCAUGUGAGGCGUCUUCUUGGAGCAAAAAAGAAAAUGGCUGAUGGUAUAAAGGUUAGAGAAUCUUUAAAUAAGAAUCAAUUAGCUGAAAGGGCCCAUUUAAUUUCGUAUUGUAGGGACAGAUAUAAAUCUGACCCAAAUUGUGAUUGUGUUAUUUAUGGUGGUCAUGUUAUGACCAGGGGUGAAAUUUCCCGGUUCCGAAAGGAUCCGGGGAAUUUCAUCUGUGCUUGUCACAGUAAAUAGGGGGGGCCUGCCACUUACACAAAAAAUACUGGUAUAACAAAAAAGGGUUUCCAGAAAUUAUCUAAUGUUAAUAUAAAUUUACGACUAAAAAUAAAUAAUUUAAAUCCUGGUAAUUUUGAAGGUAUAAAAUGUGGAUUGGCUAAUAUAAGGUCUUUAAAUAAAAAAACUGAGGAAAUAACCCUUGCCCUUGACAAUUUUAAAUUAGAUGUAUUAGGAUUAACUGA